Lachancea fermentati is the source of this 2904-nucleotide messenger RNA. Lineage: Eukaryota; Fungi; Ascomycota; Saccharomycetes; Saccharomycetales; Saccharomycetaceae. The record is from the annotation of a GenBank genome assembly.
AUGGCUGACGCUCAAUCAACAAGCUCAUCGACAUCUGCCUUCGUGAGUUCGCUGAUCUUAUAUGGUAUAAUCAGCAUUAUAUUUACAGGAAUAUUUCUUAAUUUACGUCCUAAGGAACAGAGAGUUUACCAACCAAGGUCCCUGAAAGACAUAUACACUGUGCGAGAAGAGGAGCGGACUGAAGAGGUACCCUCAGGAUACUUUGCGUGGCUUCCUUACUUGUUUUCGAAACCACAUUCUUUCCUGAUACAACACACUGGUCUCGACGGAUACUUAUUUCUACGGUUUUUGUCCCUUUUUGGUGGCCUUUCGCUUGUGGGGUGCUUCUUGUUAUUCCCAAUUCUUCUUCCCGUCAAUGCAACCAAUGGCUACAACCUCGAAGGAUUUGAAUUAUUGGGGUUUUCCAAUGUAUCAAACAAGAAUCGCUUUUACGCACAUGUUUUCUUGUCCUGGAUUUUCUUCGGGCUAAUAAUAUAUGUGAUUUUCCGCGAACUCUACUAUUACGUCUCCCUUAGACACGCAAUUCAGACAAGUCCUCUUUACGACGGACUGUUAUCAUCGAGGACUGUAAUUCUAACUGAGCUUUCUAGUGAUCUUAGCAAUGAAGCAGAAAUUCAGAAGAGAUUUCAGAAUGCCGAUAACGUCGUUUUCGCUCAUGACACCACUAAGCUGCAGAAGUUGGUCGAAGAAAGAGCAAAAUCUGCUAAAAAGCUGGAGGGGACUAUAAACAAAGUUAUUAAAAAAUCGUUGAAACUCAGGAAGAAGGCAGAGAAAAAAGGCAACCUGGAAGAGUUGAUUGGAAAUAAACCAGAGGAUGACUUGCAGACUUAUAUUCCUCAAAAUAAAAGGCCUAAACAUCGCCUUGGGAAGAACUUCCUUCCUUUGAUCGGCAGUCCAAAAGUUGACACUUUGGAAUACUGCGACAAGCAGAUCGGAGAGCUCAACGAAAAGAUAAAGAAAAAACAGGAAAAGUGGGAUACGUCCGACAGAAUUGGAGCCUGUUUCAUUGAAUUUAAAUCUCAAUUAGAUGCACAAAGGGCCUAUCAAUCGGCCAAAUAUAUCCUCGACAAGGGUUCUUACGACAAAUGUUUAAUUGGUGCUGCUCCGGAGGAUUUGGUUUGGGCUAAUAUGGGUCUUUCUAAGAAAGUCAGAAAGUCAAAGAGAGCUAUAUCUAACACUGUUUUGACUCUCACGAUCAUAUUUUGGGCAAUUCCUGUUGCUGUUGUUGGUUGUAUUUCCAAUAUCAACUUUUUGACCGACAAAGUUCAUUUCCUGAGAUUUAUAAAUAAUAUGCCUGAUCCUCUGAUGGGUAUUAUUACCGGUAUACUUCCUACUGUUGCACUGGCCGUUUUGAUGUCUUUGGUCCCUCCAUUCAUCAAAAAAAUGGGCCAAAUCGGCGGUUGUAUGUCAAGACAGGAAAUGGAGUUGUAUUGCCAAUCUUGGUACUAUGCUUUUCAAGUUAUUCAAGUUUUCUUGGUGGUAACAGCAGCAUCCUCUGCAUCUUCGACAGUUGUGGCUAUAAUAAAUGACCCCAGCUCUGCCAUGUUGCUUCUAGCAAAAAAUCUGCCAAAGGCAUCAAACUUCUAUAUUGCGUACUUUUUGCUACAAGGACUCACAAUACCUGCUGGCUCAUUGGCACAAUUUGUGAAUCUUAUUCUCAGCAAGGUCUUGGGGAAAAUUUUGGACUCUACCCCAAGACAGAAAUGGACUCGUUAUAAUACUCUAUCAAAACCUUCUUGGGGCGUUAUAUACCCUGUGAUCCAGCUUUUGGUCUGCAUUUACUUCUGCUACUCCAUUAUCGCGCCAAUUAUUUUGGUGUUUUCAACGGGCUCAUUGAUUUUGCUGUACGUGGCUUAUCUUUACAACACAAACUAUGUUCUAGGAUUUUCCUUUGAUCUGCGAGGAAGGAAUUAUCCAAUGGCCCUUUUCCAAGCUUUCGUAGGGUUGUACCUCGCUGAAAUUUGCUUGAUUGGUUUGUUCGUAAUGGCAAAGACCUGGGGACCAGUUGUGUUGGAGGCAGUUUUCUUGGCCUUUACCGCUCUUUGCCACAUUUAUUUCAAAAGAAGAUUCCUUGCCCUAUUCGAUGCUGUCCCGUUGAGUGCAAUUCGGUACGCUAGAGGGGAAAGUGGUUUUGCUUAUCCUAACAAGGAUCAAGGUCUGAGCGAGAUCAAAGCAACCGGUGAACAGUUCAAAGACGAUUUAGAAAAGAAUGAAACGGGCGGAGUCAUCCAGCCAGCUACCUCAAAUGAUUUGAAGAGGGCCGGAAUUAUAUCUGAUGAUGAUGAAGUAGACGAAGAUGCGUCCGAUGAUAAGAAAAGGCGACCAUCCUCUAGUAUUAACAAAUCUUCACUCACAAACACGAACAAUAACGAGUCCAAUUUCGUACCAGAAAAUGAGGAGUUUCAUAAAUUCAGCUAUGAUGAUGUUAAAGACCUGGACACUCGUCCAAGAGGUUCUAAAUCCGUAGACGCCAAUGGAGCGGUGGUAAUUAAUGCUGACGCUGGGAAUGUAUUUUCUGACGCCAACGCCAUAACGAAAAAUCCUGCCGCUUUUCCUCCGAACGAGAAUAGCCCUAAUGGUAUUGUUGGCAGACUGAAAGGCUUCUUCAACCCUUCGGAAAGAUACAACUUCGUUGUUGUACGUAAUCGUCUUCCUCACGUGUUGAAUACCACGGUCAAGUAUGAGAAGGAUUAUGCGUCGACAGCCUACACAGAUCCAUGUGUAACCGAUCCCGAGCCAACAAUCUGGAUCGGGUGUGAUUCAAUUGGUCUUUCAAAGCAGCAAAUUCUAUUGGGAAAAACUGCAGGCGUCAAGAUCAGUGACGACUUCGCAGAAUUCGAUGACAAGGGUGCUUGCACCUUCACAUUUCACCCUCCCGAUAUAGAACCCGAAGCCAAAAAAUGA